Aspergillus chevalieri is the source of this 546-nucleotide messenger RNA. RefSeq names its product SRP9/SRP21 family protein. The coding region runs from base 1 to 546 and encodes 181 amino acids. NCBI's taxonomy places the organism in Eukaryota, Fungi, Ascomycota, Eurotiomycetes, Eurotiales, Aspergillaceae. Gene Ontology annotation, cellular component: signal recognition particle, endoplasmic reticulum targeting. The transcript has 2 exons. The record is from RefSeq and is a predicted model, not a curated record. Gene Ontology annotation, biological process: SRP-dependent cotranslational protein targeting to membrane.
AUGCCAUACCUCCACACACCCCAGGCAUACCUGGAACAAUCUGCGCUACUACUCCAAGCAUAUCCGGAUAGCAGAAUAACAACAAAAUACUCCUUCCCCUCUCAACGCCCGACAGCCCUCAAAAAAGCCCAAGCCCGCCAGUCUCAACGCCAAGAACAGCAACAACAAUCACAGGAUACCGCUACAACACCCUCCCAAUCAACACCAGCGCCACAAACACCCGUCGCAACCCUCACAUUGAAAACCUACAACCCCGCCGCCGGAAUCUGUCUGCAGUAUCGCACGAAUAAAGCCGCCGAGGUUGGAAGGUUAAUUACGAGUCUGGGCAAGUUGGCUGGUGGUGCGGAUGUUGCGGCGCUGGGGUUGGGGGCUGCGCCUGCGACUGCUGCGGCGGCGGGGACUGCUGGGGAUGUUGAGAUGACGGAUGCGCCUGUUGCGGCUGAGGAGGGGAGUGCGGCGGCACAGACAGCGGGGCAGGCAGAAGGGAAACCCGAUGUCGGGGCUAAGGGUGGGAAGUCGAAGAGGAAGGGUAAGGGGAAGCGGUGA